Messenger RNA from Vicugna pacos (alpaca), 645 nucleotides. The record is from RefSeq and is a predicted model, not a curated record. Lineage: Eukaryota; Metazoa; Chordata; Mammalia; Artiodactyla; Camelidae.
AUGUCAGACCCAGGGGACCUUUCUAAAGGAAAGCACCAGAAGUAUCCACUAAGGAAACGAACUAUGUUCACAAAGAAACAAUUGGCAGCUUUGAACUUCUUUUUCAGUAAAAACCCAUACCCCAGCCCCAGCCUACAAAGAGAAAUGGCCUUGGAAAUGGAGAUACACCCAAGAGUACUGCAGGUUUGGUUCAAGAACCGUCGAGCGAAACUCAAGAAAGCCAAAUACGAGGAUUUUCCACCAAAACAAGAGGCUCAACAAGAGCAAUUAGCUGAGGCAGGAGUCAAAAUCAGCUCUUCCAAAGGAAAUAUGGACACACCUCCCAGACCCCCUGUUGGUGCCUCCCCUAUAUCUCUAGUUUACACAGAUCAUUCAGUGCCUUCCUUCCAACUCAGCCUAUGGCCCAGGUGGAAGGCUCUCACAGAGCAGUCUGUUGGCCACAAAAUAGUCCACUUUGGCUGCUGCCAAGACCCUAAUAUAUACUGUCUCUAUCCCGUUCUGGAAUCCCAAGCUCUCUUUUCCAGCUUCAGUUCUAAUUCUCUUGGCUCUUUGUCACCACAAAGAAUUUAGUGUGAGAUGCUAGACCCAGAAAGUUACAUCUGAUAAUGAUUUGUAAUGAUUCCCUUACAAGGAAACACUGAAAUG